Molecule: messenger RNA, 636 nt
Organism: Danaus chrysippus (African queen)
Lineage: Eukaryota; Metazoa; Arthropoda; Insecta; Lepidoptera; Nymphalidae
Source: the annotation of a GenBank genome assembly
AUGGCCGCUGCCGUUCUGCUGCUUAUCGCCUGCCUGAGCUCUGCCCACGCGUGGGGUGGUCUCUUCAACCGAUUUAGCUCCGAUAUGCUGAACAACUUGGGCUACGGGAGAUCACCAUAUCGCCAUUAUCCUUAUGGACAGGAUGCCGAAGAGAUUUAUGCUGAUGCUCUUGAAGGUAACCGCAUUGAAGAUGUAGAUGAUAGUCACUGCUACAGCGCCGCUUGCCUCUCUAACGGAGACUGCUGCCGCGGAUUGACCUGCUUGGAAACAGAGGACGGAGGGCGCUGUCUACCAGCUUUUGCUGGACGUAAAUUGGGAGAAAUCUGCAACCGUGAGAACCAAUGUGAUGCUGGACUGGUCUGCGAGGAGAUUGUUCCAGGUGAAAUGCAUGUCUGCCGUCCACCCGCUCCUGGCCACAAGCAAUACAACGAGGAAUGCUCUACAUCCAGUGAAUGUGACAUCACACGAGGACUCUGCUGCAUUAUACAACGUAGACACCGCCAGAAGCCUCGCAAGAGCUGCGCCUACUUCAAGGAACCGCUAGUCUGCAUUGGACCGGUAGCUACAGACCAGAUCCGUGAAAUCAUUCAACACACAGCCGGAGAAAAGAGAAUUGGAGUCUACAGAAUGCACUAA